Aspergillus welwitschiae is the source of this 628-nucleotide messenger RNA. RefSeq lists its product as uncharacterized. The record is from RefSeq and is a predicted model, not a curated record. The transcript is spliced from 3 exons. NCBI's taxonomy places the organism in Eukaryota, Fungi, Ascomycota, Eurotiomycetes, Eurotiales, Aspergillaceae. The coding region runs from base 27 to 590 and encodes 187 amino acids.
UCUACGAGUUUUGUUGUCAUCGAAUAAUGCCAAAGUCAGAACCGCGGGCGGGCAUCCGCGCACGCACCCGGCAGACCGAGAGUCGCAGUACCGCUUCCGACCAACGAUCUAUCCAAAGACUGGAGCCCGUAAUGCGUUCUCCCCAGCAGCCUGCGCGCUCCCUUAGACGUCCACCCAUCCUGCCACAGAAUCACGAGGCAUGUUUGGCUACGGUCGAGACACUGGAGCGGGAGAUUGAAGCGUUGCAGAGAGGCAAAGAGACCCUGUCGGAGCGCGUUGGAAGCGUCGAAAGUGAGAUCCAGAAAUUGUUGAACGAACAGCAUCAGUGGAGACAACAGCUGCCUGAGCGGCGCGCGACUCAACAACUGAUGCACGAAAUGCAGCAUACCGUUGCGAGUUGGCACCAACGGCUUCGCAGCCCGGCUGGUUUACCAGAAAAGGCGGAUCCUGCUGCCGUGACGACUGCUCUACCGGCAAUGAUAGCGGUGCCGGAUAUGUGGAAUACUCAGGAGGACGGAGGGGGUGCAUUUGACAACGAUCAUGGCAUUGAACCGGACUCCGGUGACUUUACGCAGCUUCUUCAAUCCUAGUUUCUCUACAGUACCGUAGUAAUCGAUAUUUAUUUAUU